Colletotrichum acutatum is the source of this 513-nucleotide messenger RNA. RefSeq lists its product as uncharacterized. The transcript is spliced from 2 exons. Bases 1 to 513 code for a protein of 170 amino acids. NCBI's taxonomy places the organism in Eukaryota, Fungi, Ascomycota, Sordariomycetes, Glomerellales, Glomerellaceae. The record is from RefSeq and is a predicted model, not a curated record.
AUGACCACUGCGAAACUGGUGAUGAAUCCGGAAUUUAUGUCCAAUGGGAGUGCCGAAAACGAUUUGAGCGCUGCUGUUGGUCAGCAAUCCUCCUUCAACUCUUGGUUCCCUCGACCGAAAUGGCGCUUGCACUUGUCUUCUGACUGCCAUAUCAAGUCUUGUGACGACUGCGAAGGUGAUCGUGGAGUUGGAGCUAUCCAGAGAGCAAUCGAGUUCAAUGCCUCACAAAAGUGGACCGGAUAUUGGCGAUUAUACCCUGCUCAAGACCCAUUGGUUAGAGAGAGCAUUGCGUUCAGCGUUGGAAGAAGAAGGGGAGGCGCCCAUCGCAAUCGCCUGGCCAUCCAACGAGGGGCGUUGGUUGUUGAACGACUCUCCACGAUGAGUGUGACGGUGGUGGAUUCCAAUUCCAUGAAGGUUGAAUUGCGUCGCGAGGAGUCCUUGUACCCUUUACGGAAAGUUGUCGGGAACGGCUUUGGCGAUGUCGUGGCGGGUGCGUCAGAGUGGUUCGGGUAG